AUGAUGGACAUGAAAUGUAAGGCUUAAAGAUAUCCCUUGUAAUGCUUUAGUGGACUUAAAUUCUCGACGUCCUCGAAUCCCAGUAGAGUCGAUGGAGGUGUCGAUAUCGGACAACGAAUUAAAUGAACGAUAUAAAAAGAUCCAGGAAACUUCGGGUAUUUUGAAGAUGAACGGUCAGAUCUACGAAGGUGUGAAGGUGGACGAUCUUAUUUAUGUCACUGAACUGGGCAGCGGGACCUGUGGAACCGUCUCCAAACGAAAGAUAAGGGCCAAAACGGUGGCUGUUAAAGUGAGACAAGAAAAACAAAGAUUUUCAUUGAAUCCGAUUGCAUAAAUUGUUAGUAUAAUUUGUUAGGAGAUGAAACGCACGGAUAACAUCCAAGAAUCGAAGCGAAUCCUCAUGGACUUGGACGUGGUUCGAAAGUCGAACGAAUGCCCCCAUAUCGUUCAAUGUUUCGGGUACAUAAUCACAGAGGAUUAUCUCUAUAUUUGCAUGGAAGUGAUGGCCAGUUGUUUUGAGAAGGUUCUGAAAAACAGGAAUUACACUGGACUGCCUGAGGCAAUUAUUGGGAAGGUUGCUUUGGCGGUGGUCGAAGCUCUGUCCUAUCUCAAGAAUGUCCAUGUAAGUCUGGCCUUUCAGGUAUGUCAUUUCUUAGAGUCUGAUGCAUCGAGAUAUAAAACCAUCGAAUAUUUUGUUGGACUGGCACGGCCACAUCAAGCUCUGCGACUUUGGGAUCGCCGGGCAAUUAAUUGAUUCGAAGGCGGCCUCGAUGUCUACUGGAUGUUACGCAUAUCUCGCGGUAAGUAUAAUUAAAAGAGUUGCAUUACUUUUGCAUCAAAGUCAUCUUCUUUAGCCUGAGCGUGUGAAUGGAGAGCCAUAUAACGUUACGGCCGAUGUUUGGAGUCUGGGGAUCACUCUUGUCCAAUUGGCCAAGGGAUACUUUCCAUACAAAGCAGAUCCUAAGGAAGAGUUGAAUGUAUUAGUUGUAGUGAGGGAAAGGAUUAUAAAUGAAGACCCGCCUCAGGUUGAUCCGAAACAGUUUAGCGCUGAGUUCUGUGAUUUCGUAAAGAACUGUCUUCUGAAGUCUAGUCAAGAACGAGCCAAGUACGACAAGCUUUCGGUAAGUUGGAGGAGCAGUGAUGCGACUUCAAUUGUCAUUCGUAUUAUACCACGACCACAUAUGCAGCAAAAAGACUUGCAGAAUAGGAUGGCGUAGGAUAUAACCGCUACGACAUAGGUUAUGUACCGACAUAUGUAUGUCUUUUGACCUAACAGUUGGUCGGGAAAAUAAUGAGCACAAUGCCGCUGCGCUGAUUGCGUCGCUGAAGUGAAAAGUUAUUUGAUUUUUGCGCAACACAAUUCAUUUUCGAAGACUGAUACUUUAUUGCGUCUUUUGUUUUCACCGAGCCUUUGCGGAAAUUCCACAGCUCUCCGCCGAGUAUCCAACGACAAAAGCAGUCACCCCUUGAUGACAUUAAAUCCCAUUGCCGGCUUUGCCGCUUUAUUUCAUUGAUUCCUUUUUCAGAAAAUGGCCUUCCUCAUUAACGCAUCUCAGAAUGAACUAGAUGUUGGUCAUUGGAUUGAAAAUCAAGAUAAAUAUGAUCCGCCCUUUCCACCCCGAACUGAUUAG
Messenger RNA from Bursaphelenchus xylophilus (pine wood nematode), 1631 nucleotides. NCBI's taxonomy places the organism in Eukaryota, Metazoa, Nematoda, Chromadorea, Rhabditida, Aphelenchoididae. The record is from the annotation of a GenBank genome assembly.